GGGUCCUUAGUGAAAAAAAUGGAUUACGAAAGUGUUGUGAAUCCAUUUUACGAUGAUGACUCGGAGGACAUCAUUUUUAUUGAAGCGGUGAAUAAUUAUGAGAAGAAAAGUGUUGCACCAGUGGUGAUUGACAAAAGUGAAGAAACGGGAGAAUUGGAGAACGCUUUGGACGGAUUUUACAGUGACAGUAGUGAUGACAUCAUGUUUACCGAUGUGUUGGACGACUACGAGUCCAAAAGUGGAGACAACGCAACAUCGGAGGUUAUUUCUAUCGAUAGCGAUGGAAAUAUCGGGACAUCUGGUGUCGAACAGGAAGUGUUUCACCUGGGGGACCCUGCACAGGAAAUAAUUGUGCUUUCGGCUGAGAAGCUUGACGCUGCUGAAGCUGCAGCGAAAAAGCGACUUCUGGAGGAUUCGGAAGAUGAGAAUAAUUCUCCGCCACAGGCAGGGCCUUCCAGAGCAAAGAGAUCACUGCUCGCUGAAUUGGAGCGGGAGGUGAAGGAUCUCGAAGAUGAUUUAGACGCAGAAGCUGAACGCGUGGACCGAAAAUAAGAAUAAGAGAAUUUAAAGAGAUUAUAUUCUUGUGCAUCGCACCCUGUUUUCUCCCAGCUCAGCUAGCAGGCACUCCAAGAUAUUGCGGAAAUUGACCAGCGGGAGUACUCAUCAUAUGAGGAGGAUGAAGACCCUCACUAGGAAGGGCAAUCUUUAUUUUGCUGUGGGAUGCAAGUGCAUUAUUAUCAGCAAAUAUGCAGAAA
Diachasma alloeum is the source of this 755-nucleotide messenger RNA. RefSeq lists its product as uncharacterized. The transcript has 2 exons. The record is from RefSeq and is a predicted model, not a curated record. NCBI's taxonomy places the organism in Eukaryota, Metazoa, Arthropoda, Insecta, Hymenoptera, Braconidae. Bases 19 to 552 code for a protein of 177 amino acids.